AUGUCUGAAACUACAGGCUUAACUACCAAUAAUUUACUGGAUGGAGUGGUUAAAGAAGUCCAAGAUACCAACAAUAAACCAAAGAAUGGAACAGUGUUUGAAAUAGCUCUGGAGAUUGAUAAUACGAUUAAAGAAUUGAUGCAAACUUUAGAUAAGAAUGAUAAAGAUAUAGUAACCAGAAUGGAUAAAAUCUCCAAAGAAAUAGGAAAGAUAAGAAGUAAAAGUUAG
Yamadazyma jaroonii is the source of this 228-nucleotide messenger RNA. Lineage: Eukaryota; Fungi; Ascomycota; Pichiomycetes; Serinales; Debaryomycetaceae. The record is from the annotation of a GenBank genome assembly.